Sesamum indicum (sesame) is the source of this 1182-nucleotide messenger RNA. The record is from RefSeq and is a predicted model, not a curated record. Lineage: Eukaryota; Viridiplantae; Streptophyta; Magnoliopsida; Lamiales; Pedaliaceae.
UGUCUUUUCUUGAACCAAAUGAAUAAUAACAUCAACUCCCUCUUCCAAAACACACAAAAUCAACAAACAGAUUUCAACAUCUGCUUAAUUAAUUAACUCCUCGCACCAUAUACAUAUACACACAUACCUUCUUGCUUCAAAGUUUUGCCUAAAGAUGCGCAGCAUGGCGAGCUCCGCCUCGCCCAAAGGCAUCGCCGCCAUUGUCGGCGUCGGCCCCAAGCUCGGCCGCUCCAUCGCCCGCAAAUUCGCGCACGAAGGCUACACCGUCGCCAUCCUCGCUCGCGACCUAGGUAGGUUAUCGAGAUUUGCGGAUGAGAUCGCACGAGAAGAGAAAGCCCAAGUAUUCGCGAUCCGGAUCGACUGCUCCGAAUCCCGGAGCAUCAAGGAGGCGUUCGAGGGGGUUCUCUCUCUCGGCUUCGUCGAGGUUCUAGUCUACAACGCCCACCACCCGCCGUCAUGGAGCCCCACCAGCUUCGCCGACAUCCGCCUCGAGCAUUUCGAGAAGUCCCUCGCCGUCGCGGCCGUCGGCGCCUUCCACUGCGCACAACAGGUGCUUCCAGGGAUGGUGGAGAGAGGGAGGGGGACGAUUCUCUUCACGGGCUGCUCUGCCUCGCUUAACGGCAUUCCGGGGUUUUCCGACAUCUGUUGCGGGAAGUUCGCAAUGAGAGCAUUAUCACAAUGCCUGGCGAGUGAGUUCCAGCCUCUGGGAGUACACGUGGCGCAUGUCAUCAUCGACGGCAUCAUCGGCACACCUAGGUGGAUUACAGCAUCAACUUCACAGCAAAGAUGUUCUUCUUCUUCUUCAGCUGGGGAAGGACAGCACGGCAGAAGAGGGGACGGGUGGAUGGACCCGGACGCGGUGGCUCAGACUUAUUGGCUUCUGCACGUCCAGGACCGGUCGGCCUGGACUCAGGAGAUCGAUGUUCGCCCCAGCAGCAGCAGCUCCCCCUUUUGAAAUAUAUAUAUAUAUAUAUCAUUCCUGCAGGUUGUUAUGGAUAAUAUUGUAAUAUUCUUCCCCUUAAUUCAAUCAGGUUCAAGUUGUAAGUUUCUUAGCAUCUACGUACUAUGCUUGUGAUUAUCUGAGAUUCCAAGAUUUCGAUUGGUUUGAUGAUUGAUGUAUAUCGGUUCCACUCUUGGUUAGUUCCUUUUGUAAGAAUUUUAUGCAAUGACAUUAAUGAAUGU